GACGGGCGACCGGCUGGCCGGGGGCGCCGCACACCUCCUCCACCUCUUCUUCUUCUUGCCACGACCACAACACACAAUGUAACAACAACAACUACUACUACUACUACUACUACUACUAGUGUCGUCCGCGCGAACCACGUUCUCAAUGUACUCGAUGUGAUGAACCGUCCUAUCCAAGUGAAGCCAGCGGACAGUGAAAACCGCGGAGAGUGCAUGAUGGACGACGGGAGCGCCUGUGCCAUCUUCUGGAAGUAGGAAGCACCGGUUUCGGCCGCUGAAGGUAACUUCGACUUCCAGGAGAUAGCUAGCUUCCUUCCAGUACCUCUAUUCUUCUUCUCCGCAAAUUGGCAGAAAGAGAACUUCCCCCCUCGAUGAAAUGAGAACAAAAUGAAUAAGGAAAAAGAAACGGGUCCAACUACCCAGCCCUUCAUUCUCUCCCACCAACAUCACGCCAACACCGCUGAUUCAGCCAGCACAGCCCGCCGCAAAGUUCAUUUUGCUGCUCGCUAGUGUUUGAACCACCAAACUCCAGCAUUCCCUCACGAACCACUAUCCCUUAGCCCGACUUAGUGCAGCCGGUACAUGUCUAUUCGUCGAGAAGGCUAAAUUUGCACAAAGAGCUCGUCCAAAUUCUUUCGCAAAAAAAAAAAAAAAAAAAAAAAAGGUCUCGAAUUUCUCGGAACUUUUGACACACACGCGUGACUCAUCAGGACUCUCGCGUACGUUUAAGAUUCUGUGCGUGAAUUGGAUCUGGAUUGGCACAAACAAUUGGUUCAAAAUUCAAAAGUUCGAUUUCCCCAACACAUUGAUUUCCAAAAAUCAAAAUCUCUUCGCUAACAAAAAUUCUCGAGAUGCUCUCAGCUGAAAAUUCAAUCGUAAUAACUCGCACUGCUUAUCCGCGCGAUAAAAACGCUAUUGGGCUCCUCUGUAUCAGUCUCGCCAUCCCCUUCUCAUCCGUUUCUCAUCCGGCACGAUACGCAUCAUUUUACGCAUUACAGAAGACAGAAAGCUGUUCGUUGGUAUGUUAAGCAAGCAACAAACUGAAGACGAUGUGCGACAGCUGUUUACUACCUUCGGUUCAAUAGAGGAGUGCACCAUCCUCCGUGGACCCGACGGAAGCAGCAGAGGCUGUGCCUUCGUAAAACUUUCAUCACACCAAGAAGCACUGGCAGCAAUAAACUCUCUACACGGUAGCCAAACUAUGCCGGGUGCGUCAUCCAGUAUAGUGGUAAAAUUCGCAGACACUGAUAAAGAGAGACAGAUAAGACGCAUGCAGCAAAUGGCCGGGAACAUGAGCAUCCUUAACCCCUUCUUCAAUCAUUUCGGCGCUUACAACGCUUAUGCUCAGCAGCAAGCGGCGCUUAUGGCAGCAGCGACUGCACAAGGGACGUACAUCAAUCCAAUGACUGCGUUGGCUGGACAGUUACCGCAUUCAUUGAAUGGCAUGCCAAAUCCUGUGGUUCCACCAACCUCUGGUUUGCUCGUAGGUACCGGCACAGGGCAACCGGUUAACGGAGCACUACCGUCGUUACCAUCGCCAACGAUGCCCAAUUUUAACAUGGCUGCUCAAACGCCGAACGGCCAGCCAGCAGGCUCGGAUCCAGGUGUCUACACCAACGGAAUACCGCAGACUUAUGCGGGACAUGCCCUCCAUCUGUCCAUUCCAGCGCAGGGGUUAGCCAACGGGGAGGCGGCACUUCAGCAUGCCGCCGCGUAUCCUGGAAUGCAGGCUUAUGCUGGAGUGGCCGCUUACCCCGCCGUCUACGGCCAGUUUCCUCAGGCUAUUCCUCAGCCGAUGACUGCGGUGGCACCCACGCAGAGGGAAGGAUGCUCUAUCUCAGGACCCGAGGGCUGCAACCUGUUCAUCUACCACCUGCCCCAGGAGUUUGGUGACGGCGAGCUCAUGCAGAUGUUCCUCCCGUUUGGCAACGUCAUCUCAUCCAAAGUUUUCAUCGACCGGGCAACCAACCAGAGUAAAUGCUUUGGUUUCGUGUCGUUCGAUAAUCCAGCGAGUGCGCAUGCAGCAAUCCAAGCGAUGAACGGCUUCCAAAUAGGGAUGAAACGAUUAAAAGUCCAAUUGAAGAGGCCCAAGGACGCCAGCCGGCCAUACUAACCCACGUCCUAGCCUAGAAAAUCUGGACGAGUCGCGCCCUAUGUCGUAACUAACAGAAUAUCGUCCGAGAACGUGAACUCGAUGGACGCUCGACGAUCAGGAGUGAUAAGUUGAAUCACCGUUACAACGCUCUCCGCCGUAACAACUUAGUAUACUAGCUAGUUAAUUCAUUAGAGGGUAAAAAUUUAGAAGUCAGUAGGAACGGCUUCAACGUCGUUGAAGUUCGUGCGGCGGCAGCGGCGAAGAGGCUGAAACGUAUGCGAUGAAGGAUGUUCUGCGCUGAACCCAGUCCGAGUAGAAGAGCUGAAGAAAGAAGAGGACGAGACACGCUGAGACGACGUUUCCCAGAUGUACAGAUAAUUGGAAUUCAUCAAUAAGCAACAUCGGCUUUCCCCUGUCUCCUUUUCGUCCAAUCCCACACUACAAAUCUGCAUGUUUCUUUCUGUCCUCCGCGAGUCUAGCCUCUGAUCCCUACUGCCAGGUGAGAGAUUACGUUCGAACUCGAGGACGAGGGCGCGAAUGGACAUUGAGCGUGCAGCGAAACCUGUCGCGAACAUUUCGAGGAUUCGGAGAGAUCUGCCAGAAGCACUGGAAAUAUUAAAACCGAUCACGUCGUUCGGAUACAUGGCGACACCGUUAUAGUUACCCGCGCGAGUCACGACAUCGCGCCACGACGAUCGUCCAGCUCCAAACCGACAAUAGCUAAAUCACGAAAUAUCCCGUCGAAAAAAAACGCCCCAUAGGAGUCUCGUCGUGUUCGUUGUGACAGUCCGACGAAUGCAAAGCGCGGAAAAGAUGCCAGAGGAAAAUUUGACCAACUCGUACAUCCGGUCAGAUUGAUCCUCGACGAGGACCCUCGACGAGGCCGGAUCGUCGUGUCCGUCGGCCGGACAGAACAGCUCCGACGAUCGCCGUAGUACGAGAGGCUGGCGAAUCUUCUCUACUCGUACGCAACGAACGAUUUAAUCGUCGCGAUGAAGACCCCACGCGACGACGACGACGAGACGGAUAAAUAAUCCCCGCGCGACUGAUGAAAGUAGGAUAAAACGCAGGCUCGUCCCGAAGACGCGGACGAGGUCCGAUAUCUCUCUCCCAAAAAGACAAAUGUCAAUCAUACGUUAUACAGGGUGCUCGUCUGACGAAACGCGUCUGAAAACUUUGAAAAAAAGAAAAAGACAAAAAAUACAAAAAAAAAA
Molecule: messenger RNA, 3309 nt
Organism: Cyphomyrmex costatus
Lineage: Eukaryota; Metazoa; Arthropoda; Insecta; Hymenoptera; Formicidae
Gene: bru3
Product: CUGBP Elav-like family member bruno 3
Exons: 13
Coding region: 1022-2113 (363 amino acids)
Molecular function (GO): RNA binding; oxidoreductase activity
Source: RefSeq, a predicted model, not a curated record